GAGAGGACUCCAGCCGAAGUCUCUAUUGUUUAAAUUUCGGGAGAAAAUCAGAAGAAAGAAAAAUGUUGCUUCACUCUAAGAUAACAUAGCAUAACUUCAAGUCUCUCCCUGUGUCUUUACUCUCGCAAAACUGAUCAACUGUCUCAGCGUUAAGGCUAAUAAUUUAGAAUCCUCUGAUUCGAAGGCCAAUAUGACGCGUAGGCUGUAACAGCAGUAUACAGUAUUGCUCGAGUUUUCCAGGACUUUGACUCAGUGUAUCGUGGAUACAUAUCCCUGACCAGUGACCACAACCCCUUGAUCUUCUCCCACUGUUUAUGUUUGGGAAAGAAAUUCCUCCAGUCUCAAAUCUUUAAAUCGCUCUUUGGCUGAAGCAGCAAAGAUAACUUUGACUGUUUUCACUUCAGCACAAGGCAAAGACUGCUGCUCCUAAGGACUUUUGGACGUUGACUGCAUUGAAAUGAAAUCACUCCAGCUAUGGCCCCUCCUCCUCCCCGUUCUACUGGUCAACUUCACCAACCAAUUAGAAGACAACAAGAUACCGCCCAGUCUGUGUACGGGACACCCAGGUAUCCCAGGCACCCCUGGGUUGCACGGAGGUGCUGGCCAACCAGGAAGAGAUGGGAGGGACGGGCGUGAUUCUGCCCCUGGGGAGAAGGGAGAGAAGGGAGUCGGGGGAGAGCCAGGUGACACAGGCUUUAGGGGCCUCACUGGAGACCAGGGGAACCCUGGAGAUAAAGGAGACAGGGGGCAGUCAGGGGAGUGCGCCAUCGCUCCCAAAUCAGCCUUCAGCGCCAAGUUGUCCGAGGGCCGCACCAAGCCCGUGGCGGCAGAAGACGCUGUGCGCUUUGACAAGGUAGUACUCAACGAGCAGGGCGACUACGACAUGGAAACAGGACGCUUCACUUGCAAAGUGCCCGGCGUCUACUACUUUGCGGUCCAUGCCACUGUCUACCGGGCCAGCCUGCAGUUUGACCUGAUGAAGAACGCUCACACGAUGGCGUCCUAUUUCCAGUUCUAUGGGAACUGGCCCAAGCCAGCGUCUUUGUCCGGAGGCUCGCUGCUGCACCUCAUCCCGGGCGACCAGGUGUGGGUGCAAAUGGCGUUGGGAGAGUACAGUGGUUUCUACUCCAGCUCUAAGACUGACAGCACUUUCACUGGCUUCCUUGUGUACUCGGACUGGAAAAACUCUGCUGUCUUUGCCAAGGGCGAAGGGGUAUAGACAUUGGGGGGACCAAGUUUAGUGUGGGGGCUGGGGGUCCUCCCUCAGAAAAUAUUUGAACAUUUUAAACAAAUUUACUGCCAUUCUACAUGAUUCGUGGCCUCUUUAGAAGGUUAUUAGAAAACUCUGGUAUUGCAUAAACACAUUAAGCAGUAGGCUAUGGCACAUACCAUACUGAUGAGUUGUGAUGAUGAAUCAGGUGAACUGUCGUGCUUUCAGCUGUGCUUCAGGUUAGCCAUUUGACUGCUGCUGUGCGAUGGUGAAUCAUUUUAACAGACGACCUGACGGUGGCCCUACACAGUUUUUGAUCUACAUGCAUCAUCGUUUUUUUGUCUUUAUAAACAAGGACGGGGGUUUAAAUGAGACAUGUUGGCUCCUGCAGUUGGUAGGAAUUAGUAACAUAAGAAGGUUAUAUAUCCAGUUUAGUGGUGGAGAGGUAAAGAGGAUUCAAGAAGGCAUCAUACAGGUAUGUGAGCUGUUUAGGGCUUCCAACUGUGACAUCACUGACUGAUGUCAUGGUGCUUAGACAGUAUUUUGUGCAAAAAAAACGAGUUGUAAAGUAUUCAAACGGAAGCCCUAAAAUAGGCUUUUCACAAUCUUUUAACUUAUCUGUCUGUGCAACCCUCAGUUAUGUCACCAAUAAAAAUGGCAACUCUCAUGA
Molecule: messenger RNA, 1880 nt
Organism: Salmo salar (Atlantic salmon)
Lineage: Eukaryota; Metazoa; Chordata; Actinopteri; Salmoniformes; Salmonidae
Product: complement C1q tumor necrosis factor-related protein 5
Molecular function (GO): protein binding
Source: RefSeq, a predicted model, not a curated record